AACUAAAAAAAAAAAGGCAGCAUCUGCUACUCCAGCCAAGGAAGAGAAGCCCAAAUUAACCAUUUUUGAAGAGGAAGUAGAUCCAGAUGAAGGACUCUUUGGCCCAGAAAAAGAUUUCUCAUCAGUUGGUCCCAGGAAGAAGAUGAAAGAGAAUCUGAAAUUAUUUGAAGAUCCAGACCUUGGUGGGGUGGUAAGGCUGGGUGACUCACUAUUGCUGCCAGCUGCCUGUAAGAACAAGGAGUAUGUGCUGAACCCGGGUCCUGAGGAGGACACUGAGGAACUGUUGAGAGUUGAAGAUGAUUUAGAGAAACUCUUGAAAGUAACCUCCAAACCAAAACCUAAGGUAGCAUCAAAACCACCAGUGCCUCAGAAGCCAGCAGUUGCUCCAAGGAGCACUAAUUCAUCCCCACUGGCAAAACCAAAUGAAAACAGGAUUCAGACAAUGAAUGACGUGGACAUUCUCCAGUAUAUCCAGGAAAACGAAUCUAUCAACAACCAAGAUGCAAGUCUCUUUUGA
Molecule: messenger RNA, 517 nt
Organism: Nestor notabilis (Kea)
Lineage: Eukaryota; Metazoa; Chordata; Aves; Psittaciformes; Psittacidae
Product: HCLS1-binding protein 3-like
Exons: 3
Source: RefSeq, a predicted model, not a curated record